This is a messenger RNA of Dentiscutata erythropus, 501 nucleotides long. Lineage: Eukaryota; Fungi; Glomeromycota; Glomeromycetes; Diversisporales; Gigasporaceae. The record is from the annotation of a GenBank genome assembly.
AUGAAUGAAUUUUAUGAAAAGCUAUCGAAGGGAGAUAUUGUUAGUAAUCACGUUUUAAAAGAUUUAAAUUCAAAGUUUGAAAAUGAACGCCAAAGUUAUCAACAAAAGAUGAAGAGGCUUGAAAAUCAUGUAAAAGGUCUUAAAGAUAAUUUACAUCAAAAAGAUGAAAGAAUACAAGAAUUAGAAGGUGAUAUCGAAAUGCUUGAAGCUAAAGUCGAAUACAAUAAUACUGUGAUUGAUGACCUUAAUAAUAAGAUCGAAAUGCUUGAAGUUAAUAUUGAGCGAAAGAAUACCGUGAUUUAUGAUUUUGAUAAUAACAUCGAAAUGCUUGAAGUUGACAUCGAACGAAAGAAUACAGUAAUAGACAAUCUUAAUAAUUAUAUAGAAAUGCAGAAUAAUGAUUUUGCUAUAAUUGAAGCGGAGAGUGAUCAAUAUAAAGAAAUCUUUGAAUAUCAAAAAGUUACUCUUAACUCAAGUAUUAAAAUUAAAGAUCGUGGUUAA